AUGAAGCCUAGCACCAGCUGCCUCUCCCUCCUGGGCCUUGUCACCUUCUGCCUAGCCAGGAUAACUCUCGGGGAGUCAAGGAGAAUUCUCCCAGCUCUGUGUCAGCUGAUGCCAAACAAGGGCCAUUGCUCCUCUGAGGAGGAUGGAGUGCCGGUGCGCCGCUAUUACUACGACUCUGCUGCUGCACGGUGUAUGCCCUUCAACUACAGUGGGUGCGGCGGCAAUGAGAACAGGUUCAAUAACCGGAAGAAAUGCUUUGCAGUCUGCGGGAUCCCCGGUAUCCCCCCAAUCUGCCAGCUCCCACGGAAAAGGGGCCCCUGCAACCAGGACCUCCCUCAUUUCUACUUCAACAUGGCAACCCGCACCUGUGAGCUCUUCUCCUACAGUGGCUGCGAAGGUUUCCUCAACAGGUUCCAGACUAAGGAGGAGUGUCUGAAGACCUGCUUGUCUGAUGUUGUAGACACCCUCAAGGAACAAAAACUAAUACUACUCACCCCAAAACGUUGUUUACACUUGGUGAGCCAUUUCAUAGGAAUGCUGGUAUUUAUGCAGUUCUCCAAAGUGAGAAAAACAUUCAAGGACUUUUUACAAAUGAAGCCUUACAGAUACCGGUCUGUGCUACGCAGUCAGGAGAAGCAGGAGAAACAGGAGAAAAAGCAGCUUCUAGGCUGGGUGGAUCUGCUGGGACAGAACAGGUGUGAGAGUUCAGUGUGUGACCACAUUGACUACCCUCAGCCAAGGAAGAAUAGCCAAGGGACCAUGGACUGCAGCCCAGAGAUCAAACUGCACUGA
Messenger RNA from Tachyglossus aculeatus (Australian echidna), 792 nucleotides. Its product is annotated as tissue factor pathway inhibitor-like. The record is from RefSeq and is a predicted model, not a curated record. Gene Ontology annotation, molecular function: serine-type endopeptidase inhibitor activity. The coding region runs from base 1 to 792 and encodes 263 amino acids. The transcript has 8 exons. Lineage: Eukaryota; Metazoa; Chordata; Mammalia; Monotremata; Tachyglossidae.